Molecule: messenger RNA, 1033 nt
Organism: Stylophora pistillata
Lineage: Eukaryota; Metazoa; Cnidaria; Anthozoa; Scleractinia; Pocilloporidae
Source: RefSeq, a predicted model, not a curated record
GAUAGCGUUUGCAACUUCCUUUAAUCUUCGAGUUUAUCUACCCUCAUAUUUCGAGGGUGGUUUAAGUUUCUGGAGAAACAUCUUAUCCACGAGCCCAACUUUUGGAGAAACUGGCUUCCUGUUCUUUUUCCAGGGCUUCAUGGCGAUGGCGAAGAAGCCUAAACGUUAUUGGGAUUGUUCAACAGAAUUCAGUGCAGACAAACAAAACCCAUGCCGUUACGGCCGAGAACAGAAACUCCAUUAUCACUGCGAUAUUUGCAAAAGAUAUACUGCUUUAAAGCCAAACGGCAUUACCAAACACGUUAAGAGAGAACAUGGAGAGACGCAUGCCCUGCCGACCUCGUCGAAGACCGCUGACAUGGAACAUAUCAACAUCAACGAGAGAAACAGCAUUGCCAACCAAAUAAAGUCAAAACAUGGAAAGACGCAUGCCCUGCCGACCUCGUCGAAGACUGUUGAAAUUAAACAAAUCAACUUCAACGAGAAGGUUACUGGAAAUCAGGGUGAAAACAGAACUUUUAAGGAAACCAAAUCGGCGUCAAGUCAGCCUGGAGAGCCCAAUAAUAAUGAAAGCGAGGAAAACAACAAUUUGCGAUGUUACGAACAAUUACCUGGAAACAAAGUUGACGUCGUCAAUGACGGAGGAGUCAAAUGUAAUGUUCGUGAUGACCACGAUGAACCCCGAGGUUUGUUUGACAUUGCUACCGUCCGAUUCUAGUAGUUCAUUAAGUUCCUGGUAGCUUUUAGCUCAUUGUUUACCAUUAGUUAAACGACGUUCUAACCUAAAAGACAGAGCAAAAAAGGGCGUUUUCCUCUUUUGCGAUGACAAGAACUUAUCGCCGCAAAACAAAGGCAGAUCGCUGCCUUAACGUUGUGCGACCUCCUAAUCUCAAGGGAAACAACAAAGGGAUUAUCAUUUCAACUAGAAGUUUAAGAGUGUUUAGUCUGACCAAUUCAGGGCUAAAAAAAACGCGUGAAUCUCAAGCAUAAACAAACAGUGUAAGAACGAAAAAGAAAAAAAAAGGGAAAACUC